Messenger RNA from Lobosporangium transversale, 647 nucleotides. RefSeq lists its product as hypothetical. NCBI's taxonomy places the organism in Eukaryota, Fungi, Mortierellomycota, Mortierellomycetes, Mortierellales, Mortierellaceae. Bases 39 to 464 code for a protein of 141 amino acids. The record is from RefSeq and is a predicted model, not a curated record. The transcript has a single exon.
ACUUUGCUCCAUUAUCCCAGUGGGUAUUGCAAAUAGGAAUGGGUUUUUCACGAUCGGGGUGUUCGUGGUAUUGUUCUGGUGUGCAUGUAACACCGCAUUGUCUUUUUUUGGUUUUGGCAUAUGCAUGGCAUCUAUGGUGGUCAUUCCAAGGAUCAUGUUGGGGGCAAUACCACUCCUUAUCUUUGCCUAACUUUUUUGGUGAACAAAAUUUAAGGCAGCGUUCUUUCUUUUCUGUUGUUAUAUUUUUACCACGGCAUCGGAGGCGGGCAUGGUCUUCACAGAAUUCCAGCACGAUGUCACGCUUGUUGAGGUUCUUAUCCUCCUUGCAAAUCGGACAUCCCACUUGGGUUACUGGGGUUACUUGGGUUACUUGGGUUACUUGGGUUACUUGGAAGCUGCACUCCUCCAGGGCAUCGAUCAACUGCUUCAUAUCAGACUCUUCUGAUUUCGGACUUUCAUUAUAGUUCUGGCUAUUAGGAUUGGAUUGCUCUCUUGGAUUACUGCUGCCUCGUGUUCGGCAGUUGUCCAAGUCAUCAGUCUGCCCCAUUCUUGUCACCGUUAUAGAAGCCAUAGUACUAUCAGUAUCAAUAGGCUGGCACGUUUUAUCAGGAAGAAGGACGCUUCGGUGAGUAUAUCUAGAGAAAUGG